Molecule: messenger RNA, 4027 nt
Organism: Chara braunii
Lineage: Eukaryota; Viridiplantae; Streptophyta; Charophyceae; Charales; Characeae
Source: the annotation of a GenBank genome assembly
CCGACCUCCCCCUGCAUAUGCAUCGUCACGACCAUCGCCGGCUUCAACCCUCCUCGAAGGUCCAAAGUGAUGGUGGAUGAGUGCAUCAGGGAUGAUGAAAAUCUGCCAAGAUGGUUGGUCCAUUGCAACACUGCACUGACGUACUUGUUUUGCCGUCCGUGAUACAGUGGAGAAGACUUGGGACUUGUCCCCUCAGGAGGGGCGUCAUGUCAUCUUCAGCGUAUCGUAGCCCCAUCAUUGCCAUGUCUGUUUCCAUUACGUCAUGAUGGGUUGUCGUUCUCACCCUAAUGCAAGGUUUUGGGAAGGGUGGUUGGCAAAACAGUAAGGCCUCCCCUCCCAUACUUGGGGUAUGCGCACAAGAGGAGGAGGAUUCGGCUAUAGAGGAGAGGAGAGGAAGGAGUUGAAAGCAGAGAGGUUGGGAGGAAGAUUCGGCUAUAGAAGAGGGAGGAGUAGAUGCCAAAAGAAAGAAGGGGGGACAAAGGUUUAAACUGGUGUGAUUAUUAUCUUAGCCCUAUCGGAGAUGUUUGUUUGAGAUAAUAGAUCCUUUGUUAUUACAGUCUUUCAGAAAAGGUUGUGAGGGGUCAAUUGUUGCUCUUUCCAUCCUCGCCAUUGGUGACAGGUGAACUGGAUGAGGUAUCCAGGUCAGCUACGUAGUCCAGGCUGCCACUGUGUAUGGUGUGUAGCAUUUACUCCUGGUGGUGGUGGUUUGGCAGGUUCCAUCUUUUUUUGUUGUUCUUGCUUGUCUGACCAAAGCAUUGACGUGGAAAGCAAAGACAAUGCACAAUGCAGCUCCCGGUGCACUUGAGUGAGGCUGCAGUUUACGAUAAUGACAAGUCACUGAGGUCAGGGUUUGUGAGACGCAGUCUUCCUGCCUUGCUUCGCCGGAACGGUUGGAUUUUGCUGAAGCUGGGGCUUCUCUUGUUGCUGGUUGUGGUGGCAUUGGCCUGGACAUUUGCUAGCCUGCCACGUGUCAAUGAUCUUGAGGAUGAAGAUUUCUCUUUGCCCUUGGCCUUGUCAUUUGGACGAUGGGCAGGUGCAAAUGUGCAGCAUGAAAUUGUCACAGAAGGUGAAGUGGAAAGAACCAUGGAAGAUGAUGGUGGUGCGAAUGUGGACGAUGAGGACGACGGCAUUCAUCAUGAGGAGCUUCAGCAGUGGCGUACGUGGGGUACAAAUACAGCAGAGCAUACAAACAGGGAAACUCGUGAAGGAGUGAAUGGGGAAGGUGGGCGGCGCAGAGUAGGAUUAGGACUGUGGUUUAUGAAAAAGGAGGAAGAGAAGAAGGAUGAUAGGACACGAAGGAGGGUGGGAGACAACCACGACGGGAAGGGCAAUCCUAUCAUCAAUAUGGUUCAAGGAGGGACAGAUGUGGAUGGGGAGGUAGCACGAGAUUUUGACGGCCUCGGGAUAGCCAAGAAACUGGUUGGGGGACAAGGGAAUGACAUGGGGACUCUGAGAGCAGAAGAAGAACAUCCACAUGGGGAGCAGCAUAAAACUGCACUGCAGAAAGAGGAGGAUGGGGAAUUGAAUGAUGGAGUGCAUCCAGGGCCGUUGAUGGAGUCUCAGGUCAGUUCCAAAAAUGCUGGCAUUGAAUCUCCCAUUAUCAAAGUGAAGCAGGAGAACAAGGGAAACCAGCUUGAGGAAGAGAAGGGGAGGAAGAAGCACAGGGCUGAUGCCAGCGGACGUGAGUUGGUUGGUCUCCGUUUGGGGGGAGAUGUUAAGAAUUCGGCAUACGGAGGUGGAUCAGGAAAAGUUUUGACUGACCCCUGGGAGGCAAGGCAAAAGGCAGUGACAGAAGCCUUUACACGUGCAUGGGAAGGGUACAAGAAGUUUGCAUGGGGAUACGAUGAGCUGGCUCCGCUUGCAAGACGUGGCUUGAAUAAUCUGGGCGGUCUCGGUGCCACUAUCAUUGACGGUCUCGAUACGGCCAUGCUGAUGGGAUUAAGUGACAUCGUGGAUGAAGCAGGGGGCUGGGUGGAGCAUGAGCUGGAGCACAGGCUGAUGUAUGGUGGGGAUGUCAAUGUCUUUGAGACAACCAUCCGAGUGCUGGGCGGGCUGCUAAGCGCAUACUUUCUGCGCGACAAGGGGUAUUCGUCUGCUGGGCCGGAGGCCAGCGUCUAUUUGGAUAAGGCGAAGGUGUUGGCAGGUAAGUUAAUGGGAGCAUUCAGSGACAGUCCAACUGCAGUCCCUUUGUCAGAUGUGCAUCUGGCAACGGGUCGUGCAUCGGCUUCGAAGUUYGAUAUGGGGUCGAGCAGCACAKCUGAGGCGGCCACCCUCGGGUUGGAGCUCUGGUAUGUCAGCCAGCUUACAGGUGACUACCAGUUUGGUGAUGCUGCCCUUAAGCUCAUGCGGCAUUUGUCAAUCCUCCCGAAAACAGACGGUCUCGUUCCCAUCUUCAUCAGCCCAUCAACCGGUCAAUUUCAAGGUGACAACAUACGGCUCGGUUCUCGCGGGGACAGCUACUAUGAAUACCUCGUCAAGAUGUGGAUGCAACAGGGCGGAGCUCGCCCAGGAGGGGAACAUGUCUCGUGGCUGAGGAAAAUGUAUGACGAGGCCAUGACAGGUGUGAAGACACGGCUAAUAUCGCGAUCCUUCCCUCAAGGUCUCACAUAUGUUGCAGAGUUGCCUUCAGGGCCUGGUGGUGGAAAAUACCCGAAAAUGGAUCACCUUGUGUGCUUUUUGCCUGGCACACUCGCUCUGGGAGCAACGCGUGGCAUGCCACUCAAGCAAGCACAAGCCACGGGCCUUCUCUCCCAACGGGAUGUGGAUGAUCUCAAGAUCGCAGAGGAGCUGACACAUACAUGUUUUGAAAUGUACAAUGCCACGCUGACAGGACUUGCCCCGGAGAUAGCCUAUUUCAACACAAGGCAGGAAGGGGGUGAUGACCCUGACCGAGGCACACGCCCUGAUGCAUGGUACGGUAAAGAUAUUGUGAUUCACAGCCAGGACAGACACAACCUCCUGCGACCAGAGACAGUAGAGAGUCUGUUCUAUUUAUAUAGAAUCACAGGCGAUGGCAAGUAUCGUGAAUGGGGUUGGAAGAUCUUCCAGGCUUUCGAGAACUAUUCCAAGGUGGAAACAGGUGGUUAUUCAUCUCUUCAAGAUGUCACACGGGUUCCCCCACCUCGGAGGGACAAGAUGGAGACUUUCUUCGUUGGGGAAACACUCAAGUACCUCUACUUGCUGUUUGGUGAUCCAGGGGUAAUGCCACUCGAUUCUGUUGUUUUCAACACAGAAGCACACCCCCUGCCGAUUCUGGAAAACCAUGGUGAUAUGCGYGCUCAMUCUCUAUAAGCUUGUAUAGAGGCUGUGUUGCUUCAACUGAUUCAGUUCAUCAUUUUUUACAUUGCCCAUUGUUUCAGGUCUGCAAAAUAAAUGAUCACCUUAGGCCAGCUCUUCGCGAGGGAGCGUCUCUGGAUAGGGCUCUUUUUYCCUGACGUUUUGAAGUUACAUGAAGUGGAACUAGACUGAAGGGAAGUAGUGACCGAGUGUGGGGCUGUGCAGGCUUCAUCUCCUUCCAUGUUACUGGCAACCAAAGUUCUGUUAAGUUUUAACUGAUUUAUCAUGCAGAAGGAGACCAAGAAGAGAGUAGGGAGGGAGGUGUGGAAGGAGCUUAGAAGGAAACAGUGGCUGGCAGAUUCUGUUAAGGGAUGGGAGUGGACAGCGCUUCCUCCUUGCUUGCCUUGUUUUCAACCCCGCCUCUUGCCUUGUAUUCUGUGCCUGCCCCUCCUUGCUUGCCUUGUUUUACCUACCUGCUGUGCCCCGCUUACUCCUCUCUUCAUUCAUUUGAUUUGAUUCCCAACUCAUUUCUAUUCCUUCUAUGGGAACCAAAGUUCAUUGACAGAGCCUCGCAUCCCCUGGUUGGUCUGCCUCUUGGCUUGCAUUCGGUGCCCUUCCUUGCUUGCUUUCCUUUUUGCCUACUUUCUCAUCCUUUCAUUCCUCUCACUUCAGCCAUUGGAAAGAGACAGAGGGGGACAGAAGGACAGAUUAGGAUGGAGUGUGGUAGAGUAUUGUGCAAUUUUUACCAAUU